UGGGGGCUGUAGUCUUGGUGCUCCUCUCCCCAUUGCAGAUGUGGAUAGACUUGUAGGGUUGUGUUUCGAUGUCUUGAGUAAAGCCGUGGGCGUCCGGGCACUUGUUCAUCAGUGUAGGCUCUUUCCGCCUGAAAAGCGAGGCUUCGAUCCAGAUAUUAGCAGGGGUGAGACAGGCCUCACUGGAGUGCAGCCACGAGUGCCGAUUCCUGCCGUGCGUGGGCCGGCGGAGCUUCCUGGGGGUGCAGCCCCAACUCCCCCCCCCCACCCGGGAGGUGGCUCCAUGCUGCCGGGAGCCGCCGCCGCCGCCUCCUCCCGCCCCUCAGCAAGAGGCAGGACGAGGAGGUGGCGUCCCCCGGGGGUCCCGCCUGCGGCCUGAGAGGGGCCCCAGUGGAGUGCAGCCACCACGCUGUGCGGGAGGAGGAUGGCGAACCAGCUGGUGAUCCUCAAUGUCUACGACAUGUACUGGAUGAAUGAAUACACCUCUUCUCUUGGAAUUGGAGUAUUCCAUUCAGGAAUAGAAAUAUAUGGCAGAGAAUUUGCUUAUGGCGGCCAUCCAUAUCCCUUUUCUGGAAUAUUUGAAAUUUCUCCAGGAAAUGCAUCUGAACUAGGAGAAACAUUUAAAUUUAAAGAAGCUGUUGUACUUGGAAGUACUGACUUCAUGGAGGAGGAUAUAGAAAAAAUUAUAGAAGAGCUUGGAAAAGAAUUUAAAGGAAAUGCCUAUCACUUAAUGCACAAAAACUGCAAUCACUUUUCUUCAGCUUUAUCAGAGAUUCUCUGUGGAAAAGAGAUUCCUCGUUGGGUGAACCGCCUUGCUUACUUCAGCUCCUGUAUCCCAUUUCUCCAAACCUGCCUACCAAAAGAAUGGCUUACACCUGCAGCACUUCAGUCUAGUGUAAGUCAAGAGCUUCAGGAAGAACUCGAAGAAGCAGAAGAUGCUGUGGCAUCCUCUUCCCUGUCAGCAUCAGCAUCAAGAACUGGGCAUCACUAAAAAAUAUAAGUACAGGCCAGACUACUCUUAAACAGAGGUCUUUGGAAGACUUGUCAGUAACUGACUUCAUUAACAGAAUUUUUGCUCAUUUGGAUAUUUCUUUGGUAUGCAAUUAGCUCUCCAAUUCAUGUCCUUGGUGUCUUCUGCUCAGGAUUUUAUAUGUAGUGAAAAGUUUCUGGGAGAAAUGGGAAUUUGAGGUGGAGCCUGCUAUCUUUCAUCUGAUCCAAUAGCCUUGGACUUACUGAACUGUUUACAGUAUUGUGUGCUGCUGUUUACAAGUCCCACAGGGACAUCUGCCAUUGAAAGACAAUGUCUUAAAUAGCUCAAUUGGACCUGCAUAACUUAAACAGCAUCUCUGCCAACUGCUGCUGAAAAUGAAGCAGGGAUUGUUAAAUACUAUGUGUAAACAGGGUACAUACUGAUCAAUGUAAAGAAAUCUGUUUUAGGAAGAAGGAGGUUACUUUGGUAUAUAACUGAGAAUACAUUGUUCUUUAAAAUAUUACUGUCAGUUAAAUCAUGGAUUUUAACCACUUAUGAAGUGCAAAUUAAUAUUUUACUACAAAGCCUGUUGGAUUCAGUUGGAUUUCAACCUCAUAAGUUAUUUUUUGUAUUUUGUUGUGUUUUGGCUUAUUUUCCUGCAUCAUGUUUUGUCUGGUUCAGAUUUGAAAAAAAGAAUAUUAUGAAUUUUGCAGCUUUUUAACUGAGUCCUAAGCAGUGCCUCUUUCACAUAAUUUCACAUAAGUGGAGCUGUAGGAUACAGAUGGAACACAUAGUUGAUUUGUUAGCAUUUUCCUGUAACGUUAGGCAACAUCAUUUAGAUAGCAUUAUUUGGCCUAUGGUUCUGCAACCAGUUUUACCAGAUGUAAAUUGCUGUUUAUUAGAAUGAUCUCUUCCUAGAAACAUGGAGGAAAAUGCUGUUGUGAUUUUUUUAAAAUAGAGCUAGUUUUCUCAGCAGCAUGAAAUAUGAAAGCUUAUUUGAACUGAUUGUGUUAAACAGAGGAGCCCUUAAGUGUUGUAGAUAAGUUAUCCACAUAUGUGCUACCUUCUUAAUCAUUCUAAUCUAAUAGCACAUGCAAGAUCUAAUUAUACUUAAUUAUACUAAUCUACUGGUACAGUAUACUCUAUAACUAUAAAAAUUCAGUAAAAUUAUAAAGUAAAAAUUAAGUAAAACUAUCAAGGGGAAUUUCGCCUGUUUAGUGGCUUUCCCAUGGAAGUUUUGUGUGUACACUGCAGUGGUGACACUCAAUUGGAAUGGUUGUUAGAUUUUCAUUAUGUAUACUGCCUUAAGGAUUUUCCAAUUAAACAGAAAAAAUAUAUUAGCUGGAGGCAAUAAUGUAUAAAAUGAUCUGGAAGUCCACAGAAACCUUCAUUGGUGAAGAAAAUAUAAACUUUGCAUGUGCUAUUUAUGUUGCUGGGUUUGCUGAUGAACAUUUAAACUGGAUAGCUUUGGUACAGAUGUCAGAAAGGACAAGUUUGGAAAAGUUAGGGCUGAUGAGAUGAUGUUGUAUAACAUGUAUUGUAUUUUACAAAUGCAAAUCCAUAGACAACAAAAACAUUAAUGUGGCUUUCAGUUAGUAUUGUAUUAUCCACAUUUUCAACUGCUUCAAUUUAUGUACGUUUACCUUGGGGCCAAUUUAGUCCUCAUGUUUUUGUUGACAGACACUCUGGGAGUUCCAUGCUAAGAACUUUAUUCCUAGGUAUACAUUCCUGACUCAUCAGGACCAUGAAGAGAGUGAGCAUGUGUUUCUCUGUCUCCCCGCCCCGCAGGAUUUUUCCUGAUCUGAAAUGACCAUGGUGUAGUGCAAUUUGCCCCAUUAGCAAAACUUAUGUGCAGCCCAUUAGCACACUUAAGUUUCCUCAACAGGGCAAAUAGAGGCUCUACGAGGCCAUUUCAGGUCAGGAUAUCAGUAUGGAGCAAAUGUGAGACAUACGCCUCCUUAUCCCCAUAUGCCACUGUCUCUAACUAAUUCAAACCCACAGAUACAAUUAAAUUCCCAGCAUGGAAGUCCCAGCAAAAGUCUGGUAAACAGGACUGGAGUCCUCAGCCCUCAGACUUUGUAAUGUGUCAAUUGGCCCCUUAGGCUGCUUUUUAAGGCAUACUUGAGGUUGUGGUGGAAAGUUCUGUCAGGUCACAGUCAAUUUGUUGUGACCACUUGCUUUUUAAGACAAAAGGCAAACAAAGAUGAUUUGCAUUACCUGCCUCUGUUUAGGAGCCUUGGAUUUCCUUGAUGGUCUAUCUCACAUCCAAAUACUAUCCAAGGCCAUUCAUGCUUAGCUUCCAAGAUCUGAUGACAUCACAUUAGCCUGGGCUAUCUAGGUUAGGGCAAACUUGAAGUAAAGCUGCUUUAUUACAUAGAAUACUCAUCCUGUUAAAAGUGAAAUAAUUUUUCAAAAUGUAAUGUGUUGAGAGUGUUUAGAAUUGCCCUGACCCGGAGAUCACAUCAGAUCUUAGAAGCUAAGCGGGGUCAACUCUGGUUACUACUUGGACCUCCUUGGAGAUUUUUUUGGAAUACCUGUAGUUGAGAGGGCAGGGACAGACUUUAUCCAGCCAUCUCUCCGAAUAUCCUCAAGGUUCCCAGUAGGGGUCAGUCACCAGAGGUUGACAAGACUUCCAAGUGCAGAUACACAUUAAAAAAUAUAAAAAAUACCCCCCCAAAAGAGCAUUCAAUUUAGCAAGAAACAAAAUUGUCCUAACUAUGCCGUCUUGCUGUAAUUGAACCUUACUUUGUAAUUAUUUAGCACAAUCUGAUACUCAAAGUUGUUUUACAUGCUUUGGGUUAGAUUUCAAAAGAGCCACAAUAGGUCAAGGUUGUAGAAGGGAUUUUUGCUGAUUGCUCCCUCUUCAGAAUUUAGCUUCCUGGGCAUGUCAACAAGCCACUCUUGAGUUGGGUAUGCAGGAAAAGUGUGGGAUGGCUGCAGCCAGAAGAGGGAAUCAGCAGAAAUCAUCCCUCAGCCUUUUGCACAAGCUCUUCCAUUACUUAAACAAGAGGUGGGAGAGGGGCAAAUUUCUACCAUUUCCUCUUUGAGCUGCAGCCCUCCAUUUUGCAUCCCAUGCUGUUCCUAAGGUUGGCCUAACUCUUUAGAAGUGUUUUUUCAACGUGCUAAAGCCUGCAGUAUGAAGAAGAAAUCAGCAAAAAUCCUUUAUGCAAUUACUCCAUGGUAGUUUAGGAGCCAACUUUUCUUAAAUUAACUAUCUGAACUGGAAUUUUGGAAAUUCUAUCCAUCUCCCGCACUAAGUGUUAUAAAGUAACAACUAGUAGCAAGACAAAGGACAUGUUUUUCUCUACUAUAGCUGAGAUGGAAAUAGUAUUUUGUAGUUUAGAUUUGAAGCUGUUGAUGAAAUUCAAAUUCUAGCUCUGGGUCAAUCUCCUCAUUUCUCUGUGAUGCACAUAGCUGUUCCGCAUAAAAUCCAAUAUGGAAUUUUCCUCCCACCAGUAAAUAGGGAGUCCUUAUGUGGUGCUUAAUGGAGCGAGCUGGAUUAGAGUGAUGUUGAAGAUUCUCCUAAUAUUUCAGACAAGCUAUUAUGAAGUAACUUAAUCUUCCAUCAAAUUUCUAAGAAAGAAUAGAUUUUGUUCUGGUUAUCCUACAGCACUAUGCCAUACACAUAUACUGUUUCAUAAAAUGAACAGCUAUGGCAUGUAAGAAGUGCAAGGACAUGCACAGCAAAUAAAAGCUGUUUUUAAUAACUUGAUGUAUCUUACAUUUGCCUUUCCAAAUAUUUCUUUUAAUUCAUUUAUUUCAUCCAUGAACAAGCUUGACAUCUGAACCCUGAAGUUGAUACCACAUUUAAGUAGUGAUGGUAGUUUGUACCUUACCACAUGUGCUAUAUACUCUUCACUUAAUUCCUUAAAACAAAAAAGCAACCCUGUCAAAGGCUGCUUUUGUAUAUUAGCAAUAGUUCCAGUUACCUUUCACCAGCAUUACAACACAGCAGGGAGCACUCUUGUCUACAAUGGCCAUACUUUGUGUUAAAAACUAGAACACUCCUGUUAGCUAAGAGAAUACUGGAUAUCUGUGGAGUUUUUCCAGCCAAAACGGGUAGAAGAAAUAAGUUCAGGGUUCAGUUUCUAAUACUUGAGUUUUU
This is a messenger RNA of Heteronotia binoei (common prickly gecko), 5072 nucleotides long. It is a transcript of the gene DESI2, whose product is annotated as desumoylating isopeptidase 2. Bases 422 to 988 code for a protein of 188 amino acids. Gene Ontology annotation, molecular function: deubiquitinase activity. The record is from RefSeq and is a predicted model, not a curated record. The transcript is spliced from 5 exons. Gene Ontology annotation, biological process: protein deubiquitination. NCBI's taxonomy places the organism in Eukaryota, Metazoa, Chordata, Lepidosauria, Squamata, Gekkonidae.